UGCGGUGCUGCAGAGGCGGCGAGAGGGCCAGCACAGGACCCAGCGCCAUACCCGGGGGGGCCUAAGGAGGAAUGUUUUUGCCUUCCGCCCCCCACUUAAUAAUGAGCUCCCUUGAGCUGCUUGAGGCCUUAAGCCAUUGCUUAGGCUGCUUCUAGCGAGUGCUGGCUCUGCUGGGCCUGUUCCGUGGUGCUCACCACUGCACCAGAGUCUGAUCCCGUUCAGUUAGACUUGGUCCAGCUGCACUCACACGAGCACCCCCAUCCUCUGCUCUUCCAGAGGCUGCUGCCAGUCAGUGUAGCUUUCAGUGCUCUUUCUGCAGUUGUGCCCUCCGUCCACAGCCCCCUUUCAGACUGAGCCAGUAGGCCAUGCAGCACUGAUAGCAGAACACCUCAGAGCCUAAGUGAGCAUGGACUGCCCUCCAACCAUCCAAAGGAUACAUCAGAGAAGGUCCAGAUUUAUCCUGCCCCUGCUGAGGCUGUUAAUCGUGUCCACCGCUCCAAAAUGCCCAGCAGCAGCAAGCAAUAUUUGGCUGACUCUUCAAAGCUGGUUGUCCUUUAGGUUCUUUUGAAUAUUAAUAUGUCUCAUUCCAAAAAACUACAAUCCUUCAUACCUACUCACUGUGCUGUGCCUUGGUUUCAGAUUUAUUUUCUGGAUUUUAUAUUCAACACCAAGGAGGAUAUAAUCCUUGCCUCAACAACUUGCACUUUAAACAAGAUAUAGAAUAUUAUGUGCUGUGUGAUCAAGAUUACGGUUUCAAGUAUAGCUUUUUAUGUAAACUUAAAAUUUGUUAGGUGACUGUUCUCCUAGUAUUAGUCAUGGGCUUUAUGGCAGAAAUGAUUGAAGGAGGAUUUUGCAUAGAGAGGGUAACUGAAGAAAUUUGAGUUUACAAAGGCUGUGAGAAUUUACAUUAGUUAGGUUAGUGCACAUAGUCUGUACUUAUGAAUUUAUUGUAUUUUAAAAAUACAUUAAAAGAAAGUUAAAGUUGCAAAGUCAAACACUCAGAAGUUAGGAAAUAUCAGAGUUAAAGUUUCAUGUGCAAUCUUAGUUUUUCCCCCUUAUGCAUAUCCAUUACGAUACAGUCCUCAGUACAUCACCACAUACUAUUUUUUCCCACAAGGCCUCUGCCUCAUUCAGUGCACAGGAUGGAGAUUGUACAAAGAAUCAUGUAUAAUAGUGAAUGAGGCUAUUUUCUGUAGAGCCUUGCCACACUUGUUGCAGAAGUUAUCAAGCUUCAACCAUUCAGGCUGAAAUGCAAGGUUUUAUAAAGGAAAGACCGAUACCUGCAAUAAGAAUCUUAUAACAGAGCGCAGGGUAACUUUAACUAUAGGUAUUGCUACUAGCUCUCCCUAUUGUAUAUUGAUACGCCAAAAGCUUCCAGAUGACUUCCAUCCAUGUAAUCAGUAUUAUACUUGUCCCUUACUUUCACGUUUGUGUGGUUUUUUGCAUAGAUAUGGAAAGACUUACUGAGAGUUGAGAUGGCACUUGAAGAAUUAAAAAGGCUCCCAACUUCAUCGUCACACACAAUUUACCAAAGAGAGAUCGGAUUCUGAUGUCACACCUGCCUGAAUCCAGAGCAAACCCAGUGAAGCCAAUGGAAUUAACUCCAGAUACAGUCUUCAGGGUAACAGAGAUUAGAAUCUGGCCCACGGAAUUUUAAAACGUUUCAGAAAACACUCCCCUGAUUCUAAAAGCCCAGGGAUGAAGCAGUUGCCAGCAGAAACUGUCCGUCUCCUUUCAAGUUCUCAAGUGAUCACAUCAGUUGUCAGUGUAGUGAAGGAGCUGAUAGAGAAUUCCUUGGAUGCCAAUGCCACAAGUAUUGAUAUUAAACUGGAAAAUUAUGGGUUUGAUAAGAUAGAGGUGCGAGACAAUGGUGAUGGCAUCAAAGCUGCUGAUGUUCCAGUUAUGGCAGUUAAGCAUUAUACCUCAAAAAUAAGCUGUCCUGAGGAUCUUGAAAACUUGACAACCUAUGGUUUUCGUGGUGAAGCCUUGGGAUCAAUUUGCUGCAUAUCUGAGGUUUCGAUCACAACAAAGACAGCUGCUGAUGAUUUUAGCACCCAGUACAUCUUGGAUAGCAGUGGGCAUGUAACUUCUCAGAAGCCUUCUCAUCUUGGGCAAGGUACAACUGUAGCUGCACUGAAGCUGUUUAAAAAUCUUCCUGUAAGAAAACAGUUUUACUCAACAGUUAAAAAAUGUAAGGAGGAAUUAAAAAAAAUCCAAGAUCUUUUGAUGGCAUAUGGCAUCAUAAAGCCAGAACUACGGAUAAUCUUUACACAUAACAAGGCAGUUAUUUGGCAAAAGUCCAGGGUGUCAGAUCACAAAAUGUCCUUUAUGUCAGUUCUGGGAACUGCCGUUAUGGGCAGCAUGGUACCUUUUCAACAUCGCUGUGAAGAUCCUGAGGUAUUUCUCUCUGGAUUUCUUCCAAAACCUGAAUCAGACAAUUCUUUGACAAGUCUUUCAAGUUCAGAAAGGAGUUUCAUCUAUGUAAAUAAUCGGCCAGUACAUCAAAAGGAAAUAUUAAAGCUGGUUCGACGGUACUAUAAUCUGAAGUCACAUAAAGAUUCUUCUCGUUCUUACCCUGUUUUCUUUAUUAAUAUUACUGUACCUGGCUCCGCUGUGGAUGUUAAUUUAACACCUGAUAAAACUCAAGUUUUACUUCAUAAUAAGGAAUCUGUCUUAUCUGCUGUUGAAAAUGUAUUGACAUCGCUGUAUGGGCUACUACCUGGUACAGUUUCUUCUGAAACUAAUAAAACAGAUGUUACCUCAGUGGACAUGGUUGUUAAUGAAACAGAACAAACAGAUGUGCUUGUUAAUAAAACGGAACCAUUUGGAAACAGUGAUCCACAUGCACAUACUUCAUCCGUUUCAUUCAGUAAUGAUGUGCAAAAUGGUCAAGCAGGAAAAAACACAGAGGUCUGCUUAAAGCAUCAAAGAUUUUCUAGUGAUAAUACUCAUGGUCUCCUCAAUAGAAAAGAAGUUUCUGGCACUGAUGUGACUGUGAGUGAUAUAUCUCAAGACAGUUCCAUAAAUAAUUUAUCAUGUGAGGACAGCCAGAAUGGAUAUAGUGUAACAUUAACCCUAGAUGGCAGUACUCACAUGGACACUCAAUCUAAAAACAGAAGUGAGCAUCCUUUGAGAGCCAGUCACACUAAUGAAGUGGAAAAAAAUGAGGCAAAUACAGUCCCUGAGUAUGUAUCUGAAAUCUCUGCUGAUAAUUGGAGCAAGGGGAAUGCAUUUAAAAAUGCUACAGGAGAGAACCUGGAACCUGUAAAGAUUUUGAUACCUGAAGUAGGAGGAAAAACAAAUCAUAAGGCAAAUGAAAAUACUGAUGAACAAGAUCAUGAUCAGCAGAGUGCAAAUCAAAAUAUUAAAAAAACGAAUGUGGUUAAUGAUAAAGCAGGACAGAUCAUGGCCUAUGAUUUAAUUAGUAAUCAAAUAAUCCGGAAACCCAUAUCAGCAGUUGCCCUGUUCACCCAAGAAUAUCGUUCUAGAUUAUUAACUGAUAAUCCAAAGGCCAACAUGGAGGACUUGAUGCUGAAAAUUGAAGGACUAUGGGAGAAACUGAGCAGAGAGGAGAAAAUGAAGUAUGAAGAAAAAGCCACAAAAGACCUGGAACGAUACAACAGACAAACCAAGAAAGCUGUGGAGCAGAGAAUACAGAGCUCAACAAAAGAGACAGAAAAAAGAUACAAGCCCAAACUGAAGACUUCUCUCUCUGACCAGCAGAAACUUGACAAACUUUUUCAGUCUCAAAUUGAAAAGAAACAGAGACAUAACCAAGCUCUGAAAAUUGUACAGGUGCCUUUUUCUAUGAGUUCUUUCAAACGUAAACUUCAGAGGCUUGAGAAGACAAAUUUUGAUAAAAACGAGUCUUGCCUGAUCUGUCACCUGAGUUUUCCUGAUGCAUGGAUAAUUGCUUCUGGAAAAAAAAUCAUGUUGCUAAAUCCGUAUAGAGUGGAAGAAGCCCUACUUUAUAAAAAACUACUGGAGCAACACAAACUUCCUGUAGAGAAACUGGACAAGCCAAUUGUAUUAACAGACAGUUUGUUCAGCGGAUCUCAUUAUAUGGAUUCUCUCUACAAUAUGACAAAGGAUUGCCAAAAAUUAAAUGGAUCAAUUUACUUGUCGGAUCCAAGGCUUAUAGCAAAUGGUUUUAAGAUAAAAAUGACACCAGGAUAUUCAGCUACAGAAAACCAGCUGGAAAUAGAAGGAAUGGCUAAUUGUCUGCCAUUCUAUGGUGUAUCAGAUUUAAAAGAAAUUCUGAAUGCCGUGAUAAACAAAAAUGCAAAGGAAGUAUAUGAGUGUAGACCUCUCAAAGUGAUAAACUACUUGGAGGGAGAAGCAGUACGUAUGUCUCGGCAGCUACCCUUGUAUAUGUCAAAAGAGGAUGUAGAAGACACAAUUUACAGGAUGAAGCAACAGCUUGGAAAUGAAAAUAAAGGCUGUGUUCAUGGUCGUCCAUUUUUUCAACACUUAACAGAUAUUCCAGAAUUUAAGUAACAAGCACAAAUCCAAGGAAGUUAUUCAGUAAAGUAGAACAUUUUGUUUGGGUUUGUAUUUCUUCUCCUUAAUUAUGACCUGUACUCUGUAUUGUCAGCCUGUUUUCUACAAAGUUUUUAUACAACAACUUUUCACUGUCUUAAGUUCAAUGUCUUUUGUUUUUUAAAGUUCAGCUGCUAUUUGUAAACUGAAAAUAAACUAUGAAUAAUGUACAGAAAUUUAUUUGCUACAACUCAUUGCUAUUUUUUCCCCAUUAAGAAUUUAGUUAAUAAAUGUUUGCAACUAUCAUGGUGUUUUUUCAGUGCAUGUUACAUAGUUUUGCAUGUAAAACAUGUGCCUAACAACCUGUAUACCCCUUUAGUCUUACUUACUUAGUGGUAUACCUCUUACCGAGGGUUAACUUACAUUGCUUUCUACAUUCCUCUGAAUUUGAUCUAAGUAAUAGACACUCUGAUUAUCUUUCCCUGGUCUGAAGAAGAGUUCUGUGAAGCUCGAAAGCUUGUAUCUUUUACCAAUAGAACCUGGUCUAAUAAAAGAUAUUACCUUGUC
Messenger RNA from Chrysemys picta bellii (western painted turtle), 5046 nucleotides. RefSeq names its product PMS1 homolog 1, mismatch repair system component (gene PMS1). Gene Ontology annotation, biological process: mismatch repair. Gene Ontology annotation, cellular component: MutLalpha complex. Gene Ontology annotation, molecular function: ATP hydrolysis activity; ATP-dependent DNA damage sensor activity; ATP binding. NCBI's taxonomy places the organism in Eukaryota, Metazoa, Chordata, Testudines, Emydidae. The record is from RefSeq and is a predicted model, not a curated record.